AUGGUUGUCUUGGGAGAGCAGGCUCCGAUGGGAGCAAGACUGCCCAAGACGCCCAACUGCCUGCUAAAACUGACCAUGGUGCUGCUGAGCCACAGGCUUGGGGCUCUGUUUCUCCUCAUCAUUUCAUUUGUGUUCUUUGUCUCUGUCACGUUGUAUUGGAGAACUGGGGAUGAUGCUGAAGACCAGCUCUACAGCUUGCCUACACAAAGCAGGUGUGACCAGUUUUUACCUUACCUUCCUGGCACCAUUGCACGUGGGCCCCCUCCUCCGCCAGGGGACGUGUUUUUUGUGGAGACCUCGGAGCGAACUAACCCAAGUUACCUGUUCAUGUGCUCUGUGGAGUCAGCAGCCAGGACACACCCUGGGACAGGGGUCGUGGUGCUCAUGAAAGGUUUGACAAACAGAAACGCCUCAUUCCCCAGCCACUGGGGCUUCUCAUUGCUGAGCUGCCUCCCCAAUGUGGAAAUCUGGCCCCUGGACUUGUCAGAGCUUUUCUCAGGGACACCCCUGGCAAAGUGGUACUUGCAGUCUGAGCACCAGAAGGAGCCUUAUUUCUUACCCGUCCUGUCUGAUGCCUGCAGAAUUACUAUCAUGUGGAAAUUUGGUGGCAUCUACCUGGACACAGACUUCAUUGUGCUCAGGAACUUGAAGAACCUCACCAAUGCCCUCGGUAUGCAGUCUCAGGAUGUACUGAACGGGGCCUUUCUGUCCUUCAAACCCAAGCACGAGUUCAUGGAGCUUUGCAUGAAGGACUUUGUGGAUAACUACAACGGCUGGAUCUGGGCAUACCAGGGCCCAGGACUCUUAACACGUGUCUUCAAGAGGUGGUGCUCCAUCAGUAAUAUCCAGAACAGCAUGAGCUGCAAAGGUGUGAGUGCUCUUUCCCCAGAAGCCUUUUAUCCUAUCCGCUGGGAGGACUGGAAGAAGUUAUUUGAAGUAAUCGACUCCUCGGAGCUCCACAAGCUCCUUAAGAACACCUACGCGGUGCACGUAUGGAACAAACUGAGCCACGGGACGAGGCUAGAGAUCACGUCCCAGGCUUUGCUGGCUCAGCUGUAUUCUCAGUUCUGCCCUGCCACAUAUGCAAAGAUGAAGAAGGACUCUGGAGAGCAGUCAAGGCCUGCAGUGUGA
This is a messenger RNA of Phaethon lepturus (White-tailed tropicbird), 1131 nucleotides long. Its product is annotated as lactosylceramide 4-alpha-galactosyltransferase-like. Gene Ontology annotation, molecular function: acetylglucosaminyltransferase activity. The record is from RefSeq and is a predicted model, not a curated record. The coding region runs from base 1 to 1131 and encodes 376 amino acids. NCBI's taxonomy places the organism in Eukaryota, Metazoa, Chordata, Aves, Phaethontiformes, Phaethontidae. The transcript has a single exon. Gene Ontology annotation, biological process: protein O-linked glycosylation.